UUUUUUUCUUCAACCACGAACAUCUGCCAAAAAAGCAAACUUUGUUCGACAAAAAUUAGGGUUUCUAUAGAGGGAGAGCGAGUGCGGGAACUGAUUGUGGAGAAGGCCGGACAAGAAGUAGCCGUCUCCGGGAUUUCAUUUCGUCUCUGCCAAGGAGUGUCGGAGAAGUGUUGAUUCAGAUCCAAGAUAAGGAAGAAAGUUCAGAAAUGGCGUCGAGAGCUCAGGUUCUACCUCACCAGCGUGGAACUGCGGGAGAGACGAAGCCGACAAACGCUGUGGGAAAUGGAAAGAACAAUAGGAAGGUUCUUGGAGACAUUGGGAAUCUUGUGGUUGGUCGUGUCGUUCAGACCGGAAAGGAUCUGCAAAAGCCUAGAAACGAGGAAAUUAGAGAAAAUGGUGCUGUGACAAAGGCAUUAGCUUCACUGAAACUAAACCAACCCUCAAAACCCGAGGUUCUUGCCAUUAACACCGAUGAAAAUGAGAAAAGCUGCAAACCUGUUGGCAAAAGAACUCCCAAAAGAGGUACCAAGACAUUCAGUGCAACCCUCACAGCUCGAAGCAAGGCUGCAAACGGAAUGAAAAAGUGCAAGAAGGAUACCGUGAUUGACAUCGAUGCAGCGGAUACUGAUAAUGAAUUGGCUGCCGUGGAAUAUGUGGACGAUAUCUAUAUGUUCUACAAGAUGGCAGAAGUUGAGGGAAAAGUCAGAGACUACAUGGGAUCACAGCCUGAACUGAACACAAAGAUGAGAUCAAUACUUAUCGAUUGGUUGGUUGAAGUUCACAGAAAGUUCGAGCUCAUGCCUGAAACUCUCUAUCUCACCAUCAACCUCAUUGACCGGUUUCUUUCGGUAAAAGUUGUCCCGAGAAGGGAGCUUCAGUUGUUGGGCAUGAGCUCCAUGCUUAUAGCCUCCAAGUACGAAGAGAUUUGGGCACCAGAGGUCAAUGAUCUUGUCCUCAUCUCAGACAGUGCUUAUGUCAAGGAACAGGUUCUGGCCAUGGAGAAAUCAAUCUUAGGACAGCUCGAAUGGUACAUCACCGUCCCAACGCCUUAUGUCUUUCUUGCACGUUACGUUAAGGCCUCGGUUCCAUGUGACAAAGUGAUGGAGAAUUUGGUGUUUUACCUGGCCGAGCUUGGACUUGUCCAGUAUCCUUCCGUAGUCUUAUACCUUCCAUCAAUGUUGGCUGCAUCAGCCGUUUACGCGGCUCGAAGCAUUCUUGAUUGGAAACCAUUUUGGACCGAGACCUUGAAACAUCACACCGGUUACACAGAAGACGAGAUAUCGGACUGCGCCAAGAUGCUGGUGGAAUUGCAGGCUUCAGCUUCAGAAAGCAAGCUUAGAGCAGUCUACAAGAAAUUCUCUGUUCCUGGAAACUGUGCCGUUUCAUUACUCGUACCGGCUAAGGAUUCCUCGGUUUCUUGCUCGUGAAGAAACUAACCCUAGUUUGUCUCGGUGUUUUUUUUUUCCUUCUCUCUGAUCAUGUUUCCUGUAAUGAUCUUUUGAUGACAUCGUAGGACGAUGACCAUGUUCGGUUUCUUUUUCUUUUUUUAAUGUUUCUAGGUUUAUGUGAUAAUUAAUUCUCUCAAAAAUAGUUUGUUUCCUUGGAAACGAAGAAGCUUGAUUGUUUUGGAGUUUA
This is a messenger RNA of Tarenaya hassleriana, 1635 nucleotides long. RefSeq names its product cyclin-B1-4-like. The coding region runs from base 207 to 1427 and encodes 406 amino acids. The transcript is spliced from 7 exons. The record is from RefSeq and is a predicted model, not a curated record. Gene Ontology annotation, cellular component: cytoplasm; cyclin-dependent protein kinase holoenzyme complex; nucleus. Lineage: Eukaryota; Viridiplantae; Streptophyta; Magnoliopsida; Brassicales; Cleomaceae. Gene Ontology annotation, biological process: regulation of cyclin-dependent protein serine/threonine kinase activity; mitotic cell cycle phase transition. Gene Ontology annotation, molecular function: cyclin-dependent protein serine/threonine kinase regulator activity.